Molecule: messenger RNA, 1704 nt
Organism: Peronospora belbahrii
Lineage: Eukaryota; Oomycota; Peronosporomycetes; Peronosporales; Peronosporaceae
Source: the annotation of a GenBank genome assembly
AUGUAUGCAGUACUGUGCGUGCAUUUGCAUCCUCCCCCCUCCUCUUCUUCAUCAUCAUCUGGUUCUUCUAAUGCUGGUGGUGGUGUUCCUGGUGACUUUGUGUGUCAUUUAAAAGAUGUUGGCGUGAGGAUUCCAGGAGGCAAGAAACUCUUUGAACGAGUGAGUUUAGGCUUUCUACAUGGUGCAAAGAUUGGUGUCUUGGGUGCUAAUGGAAGUGGAAAGUCUACGUUACUUAAGAUCAUUGCCGGUGUGUACAGUGACUUUGAUGGCGAACGAUGGGUUAAAGAUGCAUUGAAAGUUGGUUAUUUGCCACAAGAACCACAGUUAGACCCAAGCAAAAACGUAUAUGAAAACAUUAUGGACGGAUUGAAGGAAAGCCAAGCGUUGUUGACCAAGUUUGAUGAGGUGUCCAUGGCUAUGGGUGAGCCAGACGCUGAUUUUGAUGUUCUUUUGGAAGAGCAGGCCAAACUGCAAGAUCAGAUCGAGUAUUUAGGCUGCUGGGACUUGAGUCAUGAAGUGGAGAAAUCUAUGGCUGCAUUGAGAGUACCUGCUGCAGAUGCAGAUGUUGAGGUACUGUCGGGAGGUGAACGACGUCGUGUGGCGCUGUGCAGACUAUUACUGGAGAAGCCGGAUAUGCUACUGCUCGACGAGCCCACAAAUCACUUGGAUGCCGAGUCAGUACAUUGGUUGGAAGGCUUUUUGAAAAAUUAUCGCGGCACAGUGCUGUCCAUUACCCACGACCGCUACUUUUUGGACAAUGUUGCUGGUUGGGUCUUGGAGCUGGACAGAGGAGAGACGUACGCGUAUGAAGGUAACUACACAAAGUGGCUUACCCAGCGUCGUAACCGCUUCAAUAUGCAGCGAAAGAGCGACGCGAUCCGUGCAAAGCAAAUUGCGUCCGAGAUUGCAUGGUCUCGUGAUCAUCAGGGAAGUAAAAAGGCGAACAAGGCGCGUUUGAAGAAAUUGCAGGAAAUGGAGUCUACUGGAUUUCGUGCGUCGUCACGGGUCGAGGAGGGACAGAUCGUGGUGCCGUCAGGUGUUCGGUUGGGUAAUAAGGUCAUUAAGGUAAACAAUUUGUGCAAAAAGCUAGAUGAUGGACGUGUACUCUUUGACAAGCUUUCGUUCGAGAUCCCACCCCAUGCGAUUGUGGGCGUUGUGGGAGGCAACGGAAUGGGCAAGUCUACGCUAUUUAACGUUAUUGCUGGCAUUGAGGAUCCUGAUGGAGGCAGUGUGGAGUUGGGUGCGACUGUAAGCUUGGGUUUUGUGAGUCAGAGCCGCGACGAACUGAGUAGCAGACGAUCGGUUUACGAGGAGAUUUCGGGUGACAAUGAGUUUGUGGAGAUCGGUGGAGAUCGCAUUAAUACACGUGCUUACAUAGCGAGUUUUAACUUACGCGGUGGCAUGCAAGAAAAGAAGGUCGGCUCUCUCAGUGGUGGUGAGCGCAACCGUGUUCACCUCGCCAAAAUGCUGUUGGGUGGCCACAACGUGGUGAUGCUUGACGAGCCGACGAACGAUCUUGAUGUUGACACGCUGCGUUCGCUUGAGGCUGCACUUACGGACUUUGACGGCGUAUCCAUGGUGAUUUCUCACGACCGAUGGUUCUUGGACCGCAUUUGCUCCCACAUUAUCGCGUUUGAGGGCAAUGGUUGCGUGACAUUCUUUGACGGCAACUACAGUGAGUACGAGAGAGAGCGCAAAUCGUAG